Molecule: messenger RNA, 3541 nt
Organism: Numida meleagris (helmeted guineafowl)
Lineage: Eukaryota; Metazoa; Chordata; Aves; Galliformes; Numididae
Gene: RRBP1
Product: ribosome binding protein 1
Exons: 23
Coding region: 22-3015 (997 amino acids)
Biological process (GO): protein transport
Cellular component (GO): endoplasmic reticulum membrane
Source: RefSeq, a predicted model, not a curated record
GGCACAGAAGAAUAAGGCAGGAUGGAUGUGUACGACCCUCAGACGCUGGGUGUUGUGGUCUUUGGAGGCUUUAUGGUGAUAUCAGCCAUUGGGAUCUUCCUGGUGUCCACCUUCUCCAUGAAGGAGACUUCUUAUGAGGAAGCCUUGGCAAAGCAACGUAAGGAGCUUGAGAAGGCCAACCAGCAAAAAAUAGAGAAAAAGAAGAAGGAGAAACCUGUAGAGAAAAAAGGAAAAGCAAAGAAAAAGGAAGAAAAACCUAAUGGAAAGAUACCGGAGCAGCAAGUUACUCAGGAAGUGACUGACUCUUCCAAGGAUGUGGUUCUUGAGCCUGCUGUGGUGCCACAGCCCGUAACUGUUGAGUCUCCGAUCACAGCGGUGUCAGUGCCCCCCCAGGAAAAGGAGAAACCUGCUCCAUCUCCUAAGGAAAAGAGGAAGAAAGAGAAGAAAGUGGCAAAGGUAGAACCUGCUCCUAGCCCAGCAUUGGCGUCUACUCCUACCAGUGCUCCCAAAGGCUCUCCUGUCUUGGAGGUGACCCCUAAGGAGGUGCCUGUUGUGGCUGUGCCACCAGUUGGCACUCAGCAAAGUGCUCCGGUUGUCAGCUCCAUCCCCAUCAAAAAACCUGAGGCUCUUCCAACCCAUGAGGAGCAGAAGCAUGAUGGGCCUGUGAAGAAGAAGGCUGCAUCCAAGAAGAAGGCUGAACCGGCACCUGCAGACUCAGAUGGGCCCCUCUACCUGCCCUACAAGACACUGGUGUCCACCAUCAGCAGCAUGGCGUUCAGUGAGGGAGAGGCCCAGCAGCUCAUUGAGAUCCUGACAGAGAGAGCAGGCAUCGUGCAGGACACCUGGCACACGGCUACGCAGAAGGGUGACCCAGUCACUGUCCUCAAGCGCCAGCUGGAAGAGAAGGAGAAGCAGCUCGCUGCUGAGCAGGAGGACACAGCUGCUGCCAGAAACAAGCUGCGGGAGUUGAGCAAGGAACUGGCAGCUGAGAGGGCCAAAGCAGUGGCCAGCGAGAGCAAGCUGAAGGAACAGCUGGUCACCCGCGAGCGAGAGAUCACUGCUGUCCAGGCACGGAUGCAGGCGAGCUACCAGGACCAUGUUAAUGAAACGCAGCAGCUCCAGGGAAAGAUUCGGGCCCUGCAGGAGCAGCUUGAGAACGGCCCCAACACACAGCUUGCUCGCCUGCAACAGGAGAACUCCAUCCUGAGAGAUGCGCUGAACCAGGCUACCAGCCAGAUGGAGAGCAAGCAAAAUGCUGAGCUGGCUAAGUUACGGCAAGAAUGCAACAAGCUGAUGAAAGAGCUGUCUGAAAAAUCGGAGGUGCUGCAACAAGAGGAGCAGCAGAAAAAGAGCUGGGAGAUGAAAGCGGCGGCCUCGGAGAAGCAGAUCGAGCAGCUGCAGGCUUCCCAAAGAGAAGUGGAGGCGACACUGCAGAAGAGAUUGGAUGAAGUAAGCGACGAGCUCCGCAAAACCCAGACCAGCUACAGGAGCCUGGUAGCAGAUGCAGAAAAGGCCAAAGGGCAGCAGCAGAGCAUUGCUGAACUGCAGGCCAAGCUGCUGAGCUCCGAAACAGAGGUUAAAAGCAAAUUGCUGGAGCUGGACAACUUGAAGGGGAAACUGCAGGAUACCAGCUCGGAGAACACGAGGCUCCUGGAGAGAAUAAAAUCCAUUGAAGCUCUGCUGGAAGCAGGCCAGAUGAGGGAGGCAGAAAAAGACAGAGACCUGCAGGCAGCCAAUGAAGCAGAAAUGAAGCAGCUGCAGCUAAGGCUCCAGGAGAAAACGGACCAGCUCUCGUCCUUGGAAAGGGAAGCAGCAGAGCUGCGAGAGGCGAUGGAGCAACAGAAGACAAAAAACAAUGACCUUCGUGAGAAGAACUGGAAAGCAGUGGAAGCGUUGACCACAGUGGAGAAGGCAUGCGAGGAAAAGCUACUUGCUGCUACAAAAGCAAAGGAGGAGCUGGCCCACCAGCUUAACACGCUCCAGACACGAACCAAAGAGACUCUGCUCGCUGCUCUCCCAGAUGUCACCGUGUCACAGCAGGAUUAUGAGGCGUGGCUACAAGAAUUUAAGGAGAAAGCUGUGAAUGUGCUAAAGCAACACACAAUUACCACAGAGCCUGUGGAUUCAGCACUUAAACUGAAAGAAGCAGAGGAAGCGCAGAGCACUUUACAAGCAGAAUGCGAGCAGUACAGAGCUAUCCUUGCAGAGACAGAAGGAAUGCUGCGAGACCUGCAGAAGAGUGUGGAGGAGGAGGAGCAGGUGUGGAAAGCAAAGCUGACCCUCUCUGAAGAGGAACUCCAAAAGUCACAACUCCAAUUGAAAUCCCUUGAAGACAUGAUAGAGAAGUUGAAAGCAGAGCUGCAGAGCACUGACCAGCGAAAGGAAUACAUCUCUCUCCUGGAAGCGCAACUGGAAAAUCACUUGCAGACAGCCAGUUCCGAACGCCAAAACUACACAAAAGAAGUUGAAGGCCUGAGACAGCUCCUGUCAGAGUCCCAAGAGCAGCUGGAGGCAGCAAAGACAGAAACGCAGAAGCAGAGCAAGGAGCUGGCCCUGGUCAGGCAGCAGCUGAGUGAGAUGAAGAGCCACGUGCAGGAUGGAGAAGUAGUGGGGUCACGAGCUGACCUGGGUGAUCCCAUGCCCUUCGAGUUGAAAACGCAGCUGGAGCAGAACGAGGCACUGAUGGAGAAGGAGCAUGAGCUGAGGCAAAAGCUGGCACGGGAGCUGGAGGAGGCACAAAGGUCAGCGUGUGGCUUGCAAGCAGAGCUGGAGAAGUUGAGACUGGCUGAAAGUUCAGCAACUUCGGACACGGAGGAGGCCCAGCAACUCAAGGAAAGACUUGAAAAAGAAAAAAAGCUAACAAAGGACUUGGGCCAGGCAGCAACCAAACUACAGGAGCUACUGAAAGUUACCCAGGACCAACUGGCCAAAGAAAGAGAAACGGUGAAGAAGCUGAAAGAACAGCUUCAUGAAAAGGGGGAAGAGGACAGUUCAAAGGAAGGGACUUCAGUUUGAUGAGUCUGUGACCUAGAACGUACCGUUCAACUUACCAAAAUGCCUUACACAUUCCUAAAACAAAAAUAUAUGCUGAAUUUAUUGUAGAUAAGAUACAAUACAAGCCAUUAGUGACCCAAAACCUAGUUUUGAAACUUAAGAGGGGAGGGGGAAAAAAAAGAAGAAAAAAAAAAAAAAAAGUAAACAGUGCAGGAGUACAUUUGUAAGAAAAUCUUCAUACUGUUUUGUACAACCUUUCGUUCCCCUGGGUGCUGCCCUGGCCAGGCUGGGGCCGGGGCUUGACCCUCCUCGAACCCACGAAUGUGUGAAAAGGGAAGGCUGUGUUUGUACAUCAACUGGUGCAAUUAUUAUUAUAUAUAUAAAUAUAUAUAUUAUUUUUGUUGUUGUUUUUUGAGUGAAAGAAGUGUGAAAGUAAGACCCACGAUGGAAGGAAGCCUCUUGUUGAUGGGUGGCUCUGGGCACGUAUCCUUUUGUGUAUUUUCUGGGUGUCGAUGCAAUUAAAAUGACGUAGCGAAGAGAGCUUGUA